Messenger RNA from Ichthyophthirius multifiliis, 1702 nucleotides. Its product is annotated as protein kinase domain protein. Gene Ontology annotation, biological process: protein phosphorylation. NCBI's taxonomy places the organism in Eukaryota, Ciliophora, Oligohymenophorea, Hymenostomatida. The record is from RefSeq and is a predicted model, not a curated record. The transcript is spliced from 11 exons. Gene Ontology annotation, molecular function: cytoskeletal motor activity; ATP binding; protein serine/threonine kinase activity. Gene Ontology annotation, cellular component: myosin complex.
AAAGAAAAAUAAAAUAAAAAAAAAUAAAAAAAAAAAUAUAUAUAUAUAAGAUAAAAAUUAAAAAUGAACGAUAAUUUAGAUUACCUAAAUCUUGCAAACGAAAAAGGACUUUAAAAACAACUCGAAUAAGGAGAAAAAAUACUUUUGAGUUGCUAAAUAUUUAAAUUCAAUGACUAUAAAAAAAGAUAAGAAAGAAAUUUUUGUGUUACAACUCAUGCUAUAUAUAAUCUUGAUGGAAUGUCAAUCAAAAGAAAAAUUGAUAUGAGUAAAGUGUAAGCCCUUACUGUAAGUACUUUAGGCACUGAAUUUGUUGUACAUGUUCCGGAUGAAUACGACUAUAGAUAUGCUUCUAAUGACAAACGUGAUGUUAUUAUAAUGAAUAUCGUUAAAGCAUAUAAUUUGAGGUGUAACAAAAAAAUGGAAUGUUUUUUCAAAGAAGACGUUAGUUUAUUCAAUUACGCCACUACAAAAGAUGAUAAGAAAAAAAAAAUGAAUAGAAUGCCAUAAGAUGAGCCAAAAUUAAUGGAUAUUAGUUCAUUAAAAUAAACUAUGGAUUUAUAAGCAGAUAAUUACACUGAUAUAAAAAAAAGAACAUCUACUUUAUGGUCUAGAGAAAAAGGAAAAUAAGUAACAUUGGAUGAUUUUAAUACACUCAAAGUAUUAGGAGCAGGUGCAUUUGGUACUGUAUUAUUAGUAGAAGAAAAAAAAACAAAUGAAUGGUUAGCUAUGAAAGUAUUAAAAAAAGAUGUGGUUUUAGAUAAAGGAUAAUUUGAACAUACUAAAACUGAAAAACUUAUUUUAGAGCAUGUAAAUCAUCCAUAUUUAGUAAAUUUAGUUUAUGCCUUUUAGGAUCCUUCUCGUUUAUUUUUCGUUAUGCAAUUUAUGAGAGGAGGAGAAUUAUUUUAGCAUUUAAGCAUUUCUAGAAGAUUUGAAGAGAAAAGAGCUAAAUUUUAUGCUGCAUAAUUAUCAAUGGGAAUUGGGCAUCUUCAUUCAAAGAAUAUUAUAUAUAGAGAUUUGAAAUUAGAAAAUAUAUUAAUGGAUGAUUUUGGUAAUGUUUAUGUUUCUGAUUUCGGUAUGGCUAAAAUGAUUAAAUAAAAUGAAUUAGCUAUGACUUUUUGCGGUACACCUGAAUAUUUAUCGCCUGAAGUUAUUCUAGGAUAAGGUUGUGAUCAUACAACUGAUUGGUGGUCUUUGGGAAUUUUGACAUAUGAAAUGAUGUUUGGGUUACCUCCUUUCUAUAAUAAAUAAUAAAGUGUUAUGUUUAAAUUAAUAAAAGAAGGAGAAUUAAGAUUCCCUGAAAAACCUGCUAUUACUAAUGAAGCUAAAGAUUUUAUUAUAAAGUGCUUAAACAGAGAUAGAAGAUAAAGGCUUGGGGCUAAAAACGAUGUUUAAGAAAUUAUGACUCACCCUUGGUUUAAAGAAAUAGAUUGGAAUUUAUUGUUGCAAAAAAAAAUAUAACCACCAUUUGUUCCAAAUGUAUCAGAUGAAGGAUGGCUAAAUAACUUCGAUAAAGAUUUUACUUAAAUGAAUCCUGUAUUAGAAUAACAUCAUGGUAAAACUGUAAAUGGAAAUGAUCCAUUUAAUGAUUUCUGAGAAAAAAGAAAAUAGAUUAUAUAUUUAAUUAUAAAAAAUCAAUAAAAUAAAAUUUAUUUUUCAUUUUAUAAAAAUAGAAAAUAAUUUUUAUUUUAAUCAUUUACUUUUU